GGGGCUCGGACCGCAAGGAGGAGUCGUCCCGCCGAAAGUCUGUUCGAGACCUGGAGGCCGAGUAUCACGACUCCGACGAGGAGCUGCCCGAAGACGCCAGCCUGUGGAAUGUCCCCAUCUCCCCGCGCCCCUUGCACGACCGCGCCUCCUGCUCCAGGAGUCCCGCACCUCUCUGCCUCAGCCUCGACCUCGGUCUCUCCCAGCGUGUCCCGUUCCAACCGCCGCCUCCUCCGAUCCAGCUCGGCGGGACCCGAGCGCGGCCAGAUCUCCCCGCGCAACCCGCGGGUCUACUCGUACAAUGUCAUGAUGUCCGACCUCUCCGAGGAGGCCAAGAUCAUCACCGAGGCCCUCGAGCACCACGCCGACGAGAAGCGCCGCCGCAGCGACGGCAGCAACGGCGACCUGGCCACACGCGUCUCCAAGUCCCUCAUCGAGUUGCCCCCGCUGCAAAAAUCAAACAUCAUGAUCGACCCGCUGCCAAUCAGCAAGGAGAAGGAGAAGGUCCUCACCCGCACCCGGCCCAGCUGGCUGCCCCCGAAGGACCAGAAGGAAGAGAAGCGCCACCUCAAGGAGUACAAGCGCAUGAUGGCUCUAUCUCGGGAGGCUGAAAAACGCAAAGCAACCAAAGCCGCCUCCGCGCAGUGCGACAAAGACAACACCCGCGAAACACUGCAGAGCAUCUGGGACGAGCACGUCUACCCACACUGGAACCAGGCCAUCGCCGAGCCACGCACCCGCGAGCUAUGGUGGCGAGGCGUCCCCGCUCGCUCGCGCGGCACCGCCUGGCAGCGUGCCCUGGGCAACGAGCUGGCUCUGACACACGAAACCUUCCACAAGGCCCUGCAGCGGGCCAAGGACGUGCGGGCCAAGGCGGCGGCCACCCCGGACGAGACAAACGAGAGCGCCAGGCGCAUGCUGGUCUGGUUCGACGCCAUCGACGCCGACGCCUCGUCCGCGUUUCCCGACCUCAACCUCUUCCAGGAGGGCGGGCCCCUGCGCGAGUCCCUGGUAGAUGUCCUCCAGGCGUACUGCAUGUAUCGUAGCGACGUGGGCUACAUCCAUGGUCUCCAUACUACCGCCGCCCUGUUAGUGCUACAACUCCCUUCGCCGGCCUCGGCAUUCAUCACCCUCGCCAACGCGCUGAAUCGCGCCCUGCCCCUCGCCUUUCUCACGCUCGACCGCGGCGCCAUCGGACGGACGUACUCCCUCGCCUCGGCCACGCUGCGGUACAAAUUCCCCCGUCUAGCCGCCCACCUGUACGACACCCUCCGCCUGACAGACGAGGAGAUCUGGGAGCCCAUGUUCCGCUCCCUGCUCACCAACGGCCUGGACCUGGACCGUCUCGUCCGCGUCUGGGACUGCUGGGUUUUCGAGGGCGAUCGUAUUCUCAUCCGCGCCGCGGUCGCCAUCCUCGGCUGUCUCCAGACCCAGUUAUUCACUUUUACUUCGGGCGCGGAUGAAAAUUCAAGACCCUCCAAUUCCCGCUCCGCUGUCCGCAAUAUCCUCGCAUGGGGUCCUCGCGAUGCUGGCGCCGUGCGCCCCGCCAGAGACCGCCACAGCGCCCCCGUCGGCGGCGGGUUCGGCGGCGGUCACCUCCCUCACGCCGCCGGUGUGGGCGAUUACUGGAUCUUCCCCGGCUCGGGCGAUCAGGAUGCCUUCAUGCAAGACGUCCGCGAUGCCGGCAAAGUACAAACAUAAACCAUCGUCAUUCAUCAUCAUCAUCUCCCUCGUUUUCUUUUUUCUUUCUUUUUCCUUUUCUUUUUUCUCUCUCUCUCUCUUUCAACAUUCUUAUACACAGUUCUCUUCACGGCUCCCUUGACGCGGGGGUUUAUAUAUAUAUAUAG
Molecule: messenger RNA, 1844 nt
Organism: Penicilliopsis zonata CBS 506.65
Lineage: Eukaryota; Fungi; Ascomycota; Eurotiomycetes; Eurotiales; Aspergillaceae
Exons: 4
Coding region: 109-1698 (529 amino acids)
Biological process (GO): activation of GTPase activity
Molecular function (GO): GTPase activator activity
Source: RefSeq, a predicted model, not a curated record